Messenger RNA from Etheostoma spectabile (orangethroat darter), 7669 nucleotides. RefSeq names its product RIMS binding protein 2a (gene rimbp2a). The coding region runs from base 488 to 4852 and encodes 1454 amino acids. Gene Ontology annotation, biological process: neuromuscular synaptic transmission. The record is from RefSeq and is a predicted model, not a curated record. Gene Ontology annotation, molecular function: protein binding. NCBI's taxonomy places the organism in Eukaryota, Metazoa, Chordata, Actinopteri, Perciformes, Percidae. The transcript has 26 exons.
UUACUACAUGGUGUCAUAAUAGUAACACUGUCUUCUUCAGAGGGAGAUUACAUACUUAAAACAAGCAGUGUUAUCAUGAAAUCAAUCAUAGUAAUGGGCUGAUAGAAUAAUUAAUAGGUAGAUUGCUAAUGAAAAACACCAUUCAGGCCUGGAUAAUGACGCACACAUGCACGUACAGCACCCGCCUCUUACCUUGGUAAAUCUGUGAGAGAGAUGCUUACCGCUGCAGGUUCAUUGGCAGGAUGGGACAUUUCUGCAUAAAUCUACAGGGCUCUUGAGCUUCAUGUGGUGGUGGUGUUGUUGUUGUUUUGUCUGUCUUUCUCCUCCUCCAGUCCCAGGCGAGGAAAUAGAAGCUGUCCAAGGUGAGUCAGCAGCACGGCGCAGCAGAUUGAGCAGUUGGCUGAUGCUCUAAGAGAGACAGGGGAAGAGGGAGCUGAUUAGUUUGACAUUUUUCUUCCCGUUACCUCAUGACAAAAAGCAAGUGAAAAUGCGGAAUCACACGUCCGGUGCUAACGUGGAGGAGCGGCUGAGGCAGUCUCAUAUGGAGUUACAGUGGAUCCAGAGACAGCUGGCCACGAUCGCUGCCAAAAACCUACACCAUCACCACCUGCACACCAAGGGCAAGACAAGAUUUGAAGUUUCAUCCCAGCAAACUACAGCACAAUCGGUCUACAAUGUGAACCGCUUUCGAUUGCUGGAGGAGAGAAACCGAGCUCUGAAGCUUGAGGUAGCCACGCUUCGCCAAGAGAAACAGCAGUAUAGGAAACUGAGAGCAAAGCUCCAUGCUGCCUUGCAGGAGAAAAAUCAUCUGAACCUUGAGCUGAUCAACCUCCACCUGAAGACGUCCAAGUAUGACCAGGUGCGAUCAGACUAUGACGAGCUGAGACAGAGCUUUGCUGUAGUGAGCCAGGAGAGAGACGUGGCCCAGCAGCAGAGGAGCCAUCUCCAAGGCAAAGUGGAGGACCUGGAACAGGUUCUAAAGCGUAUGCACCAGGCUGUAGAGCUGAAGCAGCAGCUGCAGAUAGAGCAUGAGCGAGCCUUGGUGGCCCUUCACACCAAGCAGAAGGAGAUCAAUCAACUGCAAAAGAACAAUAUGGACAGAAUGUUUCAGGUCAAGGUUCAUGACCUGGAGCAGAAAUGCAGGUCACGGAGUGAACGCUACCACCAGCUGUCCAAAGAGCUGCUGAAUUUCCGUCUGCAAUCAGAUACUGUGGACAUCCUCAAAAUUAAUCCCGCUUCCACAUCCCAGAUCCUUCUCUCACCAGAGAAGAAACUCUCACAAGUCAUCGUUAAAUUUGAAUCCCAGAAAGAGACAGGGGAUGAGAGCGCGGCACACCACGCCGCUACGAUCCCCAGUUUUUCCCCUGCACACCACGACUGGAGACGGGCAAAAAACCAGAAUUUCUGCCCGGGGAACGUGAACGGGGCACUACAGACUGGCAACAUUGUGGAAAAUAUGGAGGAUGAGGCCAGCCCAUCACCCAGGUCCAAGCCUCGCUACACUGGCCAGGUCCGCCUUUGCACUGCCCGAUACAGUUAUAACCCUUACGAUGGACCAAACGAGCAUCCUGAGGCAGAACUUCCCCUUGUGGCUGGAAAAUACCUGUACGUGUACGGAAACAUGGAUGACGACGGCUUCUAUCAAGGGGAGCUGCUAGAUGGUCAGCGAGGACUUGUUCCGUCCAACUUUGUGGCGUUUGUCCAGGACAAGGAAAAGCUAGCAAUUCAGUCUGGUGAGGGAGGAGAAGACCUGGGGCCACUGAACCAUAUGCCCCUGGCCUUGAUGGCAGUGGAUGGAGGCGCCUCACAGGAUGGUCUCCUGGGCUCAUCCAACGCCUUGGUUCCCUGUAGCAAUGGGACAGGGGGGCCCCUGGACCCUGAGGACCUGGCUGAAGACGUUGUGCCUUAUCCUCGAAAGAUCAACUUGAUCAAGCAGCUGGCACGGAGCGUCAUUGUGGCCUGGGAGCCUCCACUAGUGCCUUUGGGCUGGGGGAACAUCUCUGGCUACAACGUGUUAGUAGACGGGGAGCUUCGUGCCAGUAUAGCGUACGGUGGCCGGACCAAGUGUUUGCUGGAGAAGCUGGACUUGGACGGCUGCGUUCAUCGUGUGUCAGUGCAGAGUGUCACGGACCGGGGCCUCUCAGACGAGCUACGCUGCACCUUGCUGGUGGGAGCCAACGUGGUGGUGGCGCCAUGCGGCCUUCGGGUGGACGACAUCCAGCGUGACACUGCUGAGCUCUCCUGGUUGCCUAGCAACAGUAACUAUGGUCACACUGUGUUCUUGGAUGGGGUAGAGCAUGCAGUUGUAAAGCCAGGAAGGUAUAUACUACGCUUUAUCAACCUGAAGCCCCUGACAGUAUACAAAGUGACGGUGGUGGCACAGCCGCACCAGGUGCCAUGGCAACUGCCUCUGGAGCAGAGAGAGAGGAAAGAAGCCGGUGUGGAGUUCUGCACUCAGGCUGCAGGUCCACCACCAUAUUGCAGAACAGGCCCUCCCCAGCCUCCCCAGGAUGUACAGGUGCUCUGUGGGCAGGCUCCAGGGGUCCUACAGGUCCGCUGGAAGCCCCCCAUCCUCUCUCCCAUGGGCACAUCCAAUGGGGCAAAUGUCGUUGGCUAUGCAGUCUGCACUAAAGGACAGAGGAUAGCUGAGGUGUUGUUCCCAAUGGCAGACUAUGUUACUGUCGAGCUGACAAGGAUUCAGUGCCUGGAGGCCAGGGAAGUCAUCGUCAGGACACUAUCAGUACAGGGAGAAUCCCAGGACUCUCAAGUUGCCGUCAUUCCAAACAACCUCCUUGUGCCUCUACCUGCUCUGCCCCUGCCACCGCCAAUGCACCUCCACGCAGGCCCCCCUCCGCACCCACAUGCUCAACCCCACCUCCAAUCCCCUCACCAUCCUCAUACCACACCCCAACUUCCUGCUCCACCCCAGGCACACGGACAACCACUCCAACCCCAUCCUCCUCACCCUCAACCUCAUCCCAGAAAUCCCCACCCAGGUGGACCCCCGCAACCCCAGCUUCGACCCCCACGUCCUCAGCCCUUACACCUUCAGCCUCACCCUUCCCAACAAGGUCCCAGGCCCCAGCACCAACUGCCUCUGAUACCCCACCCCCAUCACCACCCUAUACCUCAGAGACCAGUAUGUGCCAGAGACCUGGAUGCCAAAGAGCAUGCGGCUCACCAAGGGGGAGCUUUUCCUCCUGGCCAGCCUGGCUGGGACCCCACACGCUCUCCCUCUUCCCAGCCUCCUGUGCCCAUGCAAGGCCACACCCUUGAGGCCCCUCCUCCUGCCAAUCCACGCUCCCCCUCCCCCCAGAGGAUUCUUCCACAGCCUCGAGGCACACUCAUCCCGGACACGGUGGCUAAAGCCAUCGCCCGAGAAGCAGCGCAAAGGGUGGCAGCAGAAAGUGGCAAGGGUGACAGGAGGCAGGGCAGAUACGGAGAACAGGGUCGUUCUUUUCACCAGCAUCACUCUGAUGAAGAGGAAGACGAAGAAGGGUUCGCGGGCAGCCGUCGGAGAGGACCCUCAGUCGAUGAGUUCCUCAGAGGCUCUGAGCUUGGGAGGCCGCCUCACUAUGGUCACAAUGAAGAUUAUCACAGCGAAAGCAGCCGGGGCUCUGACCUGUCUGACAUCAUUGAAGAGGAUGAGGAGGAGCUGUACUCUGAGAUGCAGCUGGAAGAGGGACGUCGACGCAACUCGCACAACACACCCAAGACCAACACUCCUGCUGGAGGCCGUCAUGAUCGGGAGACUGGCCGAAGAACUCAUCAUGGCAGUUCCCAGCCUCAGAGACGACCUCUAAUGGUCCCCUCCAUUGAGGUAACCUCUGAGAAUAACAGUGAGGGAAACCCCAUCACCGAGGAUGUAUACUAUGGCAAAGUAGCUCGGCACAGGACGUGGUCUUCCCGCAGGCACAUGGGCGGCACCAGGUCUCCCCAUGAUGACUACAGGGAUCGGGAUCGCCGCUCUCCCACCUACUAUGAUGAGUCGGAGCCUGAGGAGUCUUUUCGGAUCUUUGUGGCCCUCUUUGACUACGAUCCUCUGUCCAUGUCCCCCAACCCAGAUGCAGCUGAUGAGGAGCUGCCCUUCAAAGAGGGGCAGAUCAUUAGGGUGUAUGGUGAUAAAGAUACAGAUGGGUUUUACAGAGGAGAAGUGAGGGGCAGGAUGGGGCUGAUCCCCUGUAACAUGGUCUCAGAGAUCCGAGCAGAGGACGAGGAGACCAUGGACCAGCUCAUCAAACAGGGCUUUCUGCCACUCAGCACCCCUGUGGACAGAAUAGAGCAGAACAGAAGAGGCCUCCGUCGAGAUCAGGCCUCGAGGAGGAUGGUGGCUCUGUACGACUACGAUCCCCGAGAGAGCUCUCCUAAUGUUGAUGUUGAGGCUGAGCUGACCUUCUGUGCUGGUGACAUCAUGGCUGUGUUUGGAGAUAUUGAUGAAGACGGAUUCUAUUACGGUGAGAUCAACGGCCACCGUGGUCUGGUUCCCUCUAACUUCCUGGAAGAAGUGCCUGAUGACGUGGAGGUGUAUCUGACCGAUACUCCGUCCCACUACCCCCAGGAAGAGCCUGCCAACCGGCCGCCUGCCAACUCUGCCACCACCGUCUCAGAGGGCAAACGGAUUACCACAGAAACCACCGACACGGUCAACAACGACGCCACACCUGUCCGAGCGCCAUCCCCGAUUGUUCGGCCCCUCCUCCCAGGCACCAUGAGACCCCUCAGUCCUACAAGGGGCCCCCGCAUCCCUCUGGAAUCCAGGGACCCCCGAGACCAAGAUCUGGCAAACAAGAAGAAGAAAGGACUACUUUCCAAGGGGAAGAAGCUCCUGAAGAAACUCUCGCCUGUGAAAUAAUACAAAAAGGCACACAUGUACUAUACGUGUAUAUGCCAGGCUCUGUAUAUUGCAUCCAUACAAUCAACUCUGAUCCAACAACACAUGACAGAGAAGAUGUGAGCUUUGUCUCCUGGACUGCCUGAUCCUAUUUUAAUAUAACCAGUGAUACAAUUAUUCAUGUACGGUGAUGGACACAAAUCAAUUAUGUACAGUGCAGUGCCAAAAUCAAGAGAGCGGUCACCUGCCGACACAAUAACAUACUACUGUGAUGUAUUUUAAAUCAACGGAUGGCGAAAAAAAAACAACUAGGAUUUUCAUGACAGUAUUUUUCUGUUUUCUUUAUCGUUACUUAAAGAAACUGUUCAUUUGUUUCAAGCAGGGUAGCUGUGAAAACAAGGCAUCUGGUUACAUCUUCUAAUGGGCUUUUUUUCUCCGCAAUGAAACAAAAACAUACAUUUUUGUGGAGUAUUGAUGUCACUUCAAGGAAACGGAGACCUUACUCCUCUAUGAAGAUCUCAAAUAGACUACACUGUUAUCGAGGCAUUCUGUCAAGCAAUGCUGGCUGCUAACAUAAAGGCUUUAUUCUGUGCAAUAUCAUAGAGAGGCGGUAGCAUAUGUAUGUGGGAAGAAAAUAAAUAUUUCCACUUGUACCUGUGAUUUCAACAGAGUGGAGUUUUUCUGUGAUGAAAGGCAUUUAAAUAAAAAAAUAGAAUAGCAGAUUGGCAAGAGGGCAUUAACGUCAGAGACACCGGGCGAGCUCAGCUGUCUCAGUGGCCUUUAUUAAAACAAUACGAGCGUGACAUUGCUCGUUUGAUUACAAGUUUGAUUUACACCAGGGUUUAUUUGUUUCAUGAUGGGUUGCUUGUGCUUUGUCAUUUAAAAAAAACAAAAAUUUAAAUAAGAGUAGAGAUGUUUGUUGUCUUCGCUGUCAAACUGUCAUGAAAUGCCUAGUUCAAGACAAAACUUUGUGUCUUCCUACUGCACAAAGGUGGGUGUUUUGAUUGGUAAAAGACAUGUUUUGUGGGUGUGUGUGUGUGUGUGCGCAGCAGUAUGUGAUGCAUUCAUGUUUUGCACCUUUCAUGUCUCUUGUUCACUAUUCUUUUCUCAAAGAGAGGCCAUGCAGUUACUGGUCCUGUGUUUUAGGGAUGUGCUUCUACCUCCAUUGCCCGUGCACUGUUCAGAUUUGUUGUCUCAUGUUAAAAGGCUGUUAAAGCCUAAUAGAAAUUACAAAUCAAAAUGUCAAGGUGUGCAUUGUUCACUGGUUAUGUUUCAUCAAGCUAAGGUCUGUGGAGAGAAACACUAACUGAUUUCACAUUUCAUAUCUGGUUGCUUUUAUGUUCUACAUGACUUGUACUUACAGUACUUAAGGACUAUACCAUUACAAUUUAACAUGUUUUACCAUUUCUGGUACAGAAUACAUUUUGACCUUUUUCCUUUGAUUUUGGAUAUUUUAAAAAUGUAUACAACAAGCACAUGUAGUCAAAGCCUGAGUCUGCAUGGAGACACUUAUCAGUGAUGUCAAUUUUCUGUUUAUCCAUGUAGUUUGUUGACUCACUGAAUGUCUUCUGACACCAACACACAUAUUUGCAUUAUGCCUCUAAAAAACUUGCAAUGGGAAAUGUCAUCAGAUCAGUGGAAACUACUUGGGUUUAUUAUAUCCUGCAGACUGUCACACUGGCUGUCUAUUAAUUCAAUUUAUUAUUCAUUGUCAUUCAUUCGUUGUAAAAUGCUCCAAAAUCCAAAAUGCGUCUUGAAUACAAGAUGGUUGAGUCUGCAGUGAGGAAAUACUGAAAUCUGAAUGAAGUGUUCUAAGUGAAUGACUGGAUUUCACUUUCACUUUUUGUCCUUCAAUUUAUUCAGUUCCAAUUCUCACACAAGUCCUCCAAAACACACAUCCAUAUGGGGGGUUUAUUCCUCCCCUCUUUCAGAUUCACUUUCUACUACUUUCAGCCAGUAGUUCCAAUUCAGCCUAUAUUAACAUUAACAUUUUUUUUAUUUAUUUUUUUGCUGGUUUUCACAUCCAGGUAAAUUGGAAAAUCUGGAGCUUGGAGAGCAAACCAAAUUCUAAAUGAAAGAAUGGAAGCCCUAAAAUGCGCAACGCUACCAACGCUACCUUUGAAGAAAAAAGGGAAAACCUACCUCAGUUCUUGGCUUAUUAUAGUCAUUGUACAAGAGUAUAGAAAUCAUAAAUUGGAUUUUUUUUUUUUUUUAAAGCAACCUUGCAUUACUAAGAGGAAUACUGUACCAACGUUCUGUGUGCUGUGGAGGUGACUAAAAGUGCUCAAGAAUUACUAACUGGAGGGAUAGUCUCAUAGCUUUAAAAUGUAAAAAGCUUAUCCUCUCUCUGUUUAGUUUUAAAUAUCCAGUAAAUCCUAUGUGUCUCCAGUUGUCCUUUAUGUCAAGUUGCACUUGAGGGUUCUCUCUCCUCAUCAUUUCUUUACAUUAUUGAUUAAAUGCAAUGACUAGAGAGGGUUUGCCAAAAUGGAAUGUAAGAAAAGUUCGGCUGACAACCGGUUUACAUGUUUUUGGUUCCAAAGCUGUUUAUGUAUGCUUUCUCAUUCACAAAGUCACAAAGUUGAGUAACAUGGUGUCCCAAAACCAAAUCCUUAACUUGUGAUUGGGCGAAGAGUCUCUAAACGAUGUAGCUCUUUUGUACUUUGGUCCAUUUGUAGAUAAUUUAUAAAUGUUUCUAAUUGAUUUUACGACAGCCUUUUUGUUAGUGCACUGAGAUUUCCUCUCCCUGUAACAGACUGCAAGCAUUCUCCAUAGUGUCCUUUGAAAUCACAUGUAUCAGUCCACCGUAUGUGCUUGCUUUGUGAAUCAAAAAAAAAAGAA